AUGAAACAAACGCUGCUGUGUCUGACGCUGCUCCUGGUCGUCAACGCGGCGAGAGGUCACGACAUCCACCCCCUCACUUCAGCCUCGUCAUUCUUUUCCCAACUUUUGUUCCAAAAGAUUGCCUUGAAUGAGACAACACUCUACUGCCUGCCCGAAUACCGAAUAAUAUCCCUGAACUUCAUCUUAGUGCCGCCAACAACACCCCUUCUGGUCAAAUACACGGAGGCCUUGAAGGUCUUCUUCUACACAGGCGUGGGCAAGUAUGAUUACGUGGCCGUAGGAGGACCAGAGCGGCCCAUCAACGAGUUUGUGGAGAGGAAGACUCUAGGCUACAUCCCAGGCUUGUUACCGUCUGGGUUCAUCACCCCGGAAACAUCAGUGACGGGCAUCAGUGUCUUCUACCUGAACGCCACUUGGAAGGUGCCCUUUGACCCCUCCAAAACCAGGAAACAUGAGUUUAUCAAUGUGUGUGAGGUCGGUGCCCAGGUUGAGCUGAUGAACGACAUCAGGUACGCGAACGUGAGGACCAACGUUCUCGGCUCCACCGUCCUAGAGCUGCCAUUCGCUGGCGAUCGUAUCUCCUUCUAUGCCGUUCUUCCCGACCAGUUGGAAGGCCUCAGCAGCCUGGAGGGUUCGCUGACCAACCCGAACAAUUUCAACCAGCUGUUUACAGAACUGAAGUCUUGCUAUACCAAAAUCAGCAUCCCCAGGUUUAAGGUGCUCUCGAAAUUCUCCCUCAGGCAGCCAUUGGAGCAGCUGGGUAUCACCAGAGUGUUUUCUCAACGAGAAGCUGAACUGCGCGGCAUCUCAGAGAACCGGUUACACGUGAGCCAGCUCGUCCACAGCCUUUUCUUUGAGAUCACCGAGGCUGGCACCAUCCCUGUCGCCCCAGCACCGGCACCACAGCCAGGCCCGCUUAACCAACAAAACCCACAAGUGACCUUCAACGCUGACCGACCUUUCCUCUUCUUCGUUCGCGACAAAGUCAGCCUGCAGAUUUUAGUCCAAGGAAAGUUCUCCGGAUAA
Molecule: messenger RNA, 1026 nt
Organism: Candidula unifasciata
Lineage: Eukaryota; Metazoa; Mollusca; Gastropoda; Stylommatophora; Geomitridae
Source: the annotation of a GenBank genome assembly